Molecule: messenger RNA, 1793 nt
Organism: Pseudogymnoascus destructans
Lineage: Eukaryota; Fungi; Ascomycota; Leotiomycetes; Thelebolales; Thelebolaceae
Exons: 2
Coding region: 10-1524 (504 amino acids)
Source: RefSeq, a predicted model, not a curated record
CGGACAAACAUGGCACCGACAUCCGGCGAUGCGCCGCAAACUCUCGGCGUUGGUUGGCGCACCGACGAGGAGAGCAUCGUCGCCGCCGAGAGAUUGGACAGCGCAUCCCGGUCCUCGUCCCCCGACACCGUGAUAUUCGACCCCGAGUUCGCGGCAGGAACCUUACUACGACGCCAAUCAGGACACCGAGCAUCCGGCCUCUUCUCCCCCCAACCACCAACCCUGGGCUCCCAGCCCGACAACAUCCCAUAUAAAUUUCCCACCCGUGCCACCCCCCACAAGCUCCCCCAACCUGGACCUGAGGUCGCAAGACGCUACACCCUCGGCCAAUCGCUGCCGGACCAGCCGCUCGAGUUCCCCGUAAUCGACACGUACCGCGAGCGUGAGCCUCACCGCACCCCGGACCGUCAGCCUCCCCCAACGCCAAGAUUCGCCCCCGCACCCUUCGAGAAACCUACACCUCCACCUCAAUCACCGCAACGCAGAACUCCCAAACUCCAACUCCUCCGGGGCUCACCCGAGCGCUCCCCCAGCAGAACGCAGAACCCCUCGUCCCCUCGCUUCAGAAUCCGAGGAAACUAUCGUCCUGCUCUAAACAAUAUGAGCUACCAGAACUACCUCGACACACCACAGACCGGAUCAGCACCUGGACCCCGCCAGGCCCCCUCUCCAUCUCAAGGAAUGCCUCACGCAAAUGGCGCCAAUGGCGCCCCUGCCAUGCCGGGAAUGAUGGGCGGACUUCCCACACCGGCUGGUCACCAGUCCGAUCUCAAUGCCAUCUACAACAUGGUUGAGACGCUGCACAACGAGCUGGCUGAGACGCGCGCACGCAGCGAGCGUAUCGUAGCCGCUGCUGGGAUUAUUCGCGCACGCGCACUCGAGCAGGACCUUACUGCUGAGCAGAUCGCUGCCGGCGUCGCAGCUGAGCUUAAUGAAGGCACCAAAAACCUCGAAGGAGAGAACUCCCGCCUUCGCCACGCCCUGUCUCACGCCACCCACGAAGAAGCCGCCUACAAAGCCCUCUGCGAAGAAUUCGCCGUCACAAUGGGCAACGCCCUCGAGCUCUGCCACGCCUACAAACUCAAGACCACGCUGGACAUGUGCGCGUGGCACCGCUCCUACCGCGACCAGCUCGCCGCCGAGCGCGCCGAGAACGUCGAACUCCGUUGUCGCAUCAGCGAUAUGCAGGCCUCUGCCGCGAGGGGGAUGGAGCAGAUGCGCCUCUUCCGCCGCGGUUGGGAUAGGAGUGAUCUUGUGAUGGAGAUGCGUGCUGAGAUUGUGAGUUUGAGACAGCAGGCGAGGGGGUGGAAGAGAGUCGCGCUGUCGGAGCUGGCGAGUGAUGAUAGUGAGUUUAGUGAUGAUGAUGAUGUGGUUGAUCCGGAGGAGAAGAAGAGGUUGAGGAGGGUGGAGGAGAACAGGGUUAGGGAGGAGGGGGAGGGGGAGGGGGAUGAGGAGGCGCUGGCGCUGGCGAAGGCGUUGGAGGGGACGAGGCUUGCGGAGACGGGGGGGGAGAUUACGAUCUAAUUUCCUCAACUUCUUGCGAGCUGUUUGCUGGGUCAAGGUCUAUUGGGUGCAUAGCAUGAAGGGUGUCUGGGUUAGCGUGGAGUCGGGGUGUUAUAUUUGUUUGAGUAGUUCUGGGGCGGGCGCCGAGCAUGGUUGCUGCGUUCGUGAUGUGGUACGGCAGUGUGGUGGCACUGGUCGAUGCGUUUAUCUUGCUUUGCAUUUGUAUUAUAGGAAUCAUACUACAGAAGAGGUCUGCCCACUAUGGCACAAGACCUUGCAAAGAAUGGGAA